AAAAGGAUGGUUAACAAACUCGCAGGACGUGGGAUUGCUUAUCACAACUGGCCGUAUGGUGUUCUGCUCCCGGGUGAAGAAUGCUCCACUUUGCCAAACCAAAAGGCAUUUCCGAUCUCAUCAUAGCAGAACAUGCAAAACUUGUCUAGAGCCUUCAAGAUCAAGGCGCUGAACAUUUAUAUUUCAAGUCCGAGCCUCAGAUGAAACCUGUCAUCCUAGGCGUCACGCCUUCACCAGAUUCUCACCAUGCAUUUGGACGGAGAACAUUCUCAAACCAGAAGAUGGAUAAUAAAGGCCUACCCUGCCGAACCAAUCCUACCAUAAGCCUCGUCAAGAAGAACAAGAAGGACCAACGUAGACUGCGCCAUCAGCCAAGAGUUGGGUCGUCAACAACCAUGACGCUUUGGCCGAUCACGACAACUCACCCUCGAAAAAAUCCGGUCAUCCGGAAGGAAUGAGAAUGGAGGUAGUAAUCCGCAGUCGACCAUCAGAAGCGAAAAAGCGCAACAAAGACAAGGCCAGCAGUGUUGAGCACACCGGCAGCAAUGCCGUUUUGGAGAAGGAGGGCAAGCAUAGGGUCAGUGACAGAUCGGAAGGCUCUGACGCAAGCCUUUAGGUUGGGCCAUCCCAUAGCAAGUGCAAGGCCAAGGGAUCGAUGUCCAAGCAUACAGCCAGGAAGCGACCUCGUUUGUUGGGCCCCAAAAAGGAUAAGAAGUCGGUGUGAAAGGUGGUAGGAUCAGCUCAGCGAUGAAGGGGAAGGGAAGAGAAAUGUCUCGCAACACUCUCACCCUUUAGGUAUCGUUUAAUAUCAUGUUGUUCCCCCCUUCCAUAGCUGCGUCAUUUUGUUGCUACUAUGUUUGCUGUCUCGCUUUGUUAUAUCAAUUGAUAAAUACCACUGUCAAAUUCUUCG
Molecule: messenger RNA, 910 nt
Organism: Serpula lacrymans var. lacrymans S7.9
Lineage: Eukaryota; Fungi; Basidiomycota; Agaricomycetes; Boletales; Serpulaceae
Exons: 2
Coding region: 201-458 (85 amino acids)
Source: RefSeq, a predicted model, not a curated record